This is a messenger RNA of Mercenaria mercenaria, 1083 nucleotides long. RefSeq lists its product as uncharacterized. The record is from RefSeq and is a predicted model, not a curated record. The transcript is spliced from 2 exons. Bases 442 to 1002 code for a protein of 186 amino acids. NCBI's taxonomy places the organism in Eukaryota, Metazoa, Mollusca, Bivalvia, Venerida, Veneridae.
UACGCUUUGUCAACUUAUUGAUUUUGAUCCGUGUUUCAGGAUGUUUACAAAUAGAGAAUCCAGGAACUUUAAGUGCACAACUUUGAAGAACAAAGCAUAAAGUCUGUUUUAACGCUUACCUUACCCGAAUGCUAUGGAUAUUAAUCGAUGUCAUCAUCAAUAGUGACAAGAAUAAGAAAAAUUUGUUCUGCAAAUUGUUUCAUUUAUUAUUAAUACUUACAAUGAAUACAGCUCCAAAGGCCAAAUUUACGGAACUUCAUUAUACCAUUCUGUACGCCAAAUGCUUGAAUACAUAUAAGCUCUUGAUAAAAAAAUGUGAUAAUUGACUUAAUUAAGCCUUGUCUCCUAUGGGGAAAAUUAAUGGCUCUCAACACGCAUGCGUAAACAUAGAAAUAUGCGACAAACCAUUCUUUCAUAAAUAUAUUAUACUGUCUACGUAUAAUGGAGAUCAUAGUUUUUAAUUUCGUUAUUGUGAUUUUCAACAUUUUCGGUAGAUUUUGUAGUGUUAAACCUACCAGUGAUUUUAUCCAGUUUAGAAGAAUCAACGCUUUAGAUGGGAUAACAUGUCAGGCUUCCCAAAAUAUUUUUAAUGUAACAGGUGUACAAAGUGAAAUCCAGUGCUCACUGCUUUGUACAGAAGCACAGACAUGUGUUGGAGUGUUUCACCAGCCGCAAACAAAGGAAUGCUUUGGCUGCAGCUCUUUCACAGCAGACGAGACAUUGUCACGUGCGGGAAUAUGGUUCUAUGGACGAGUUCCUGGGACAAAUGUUGCUGAAGGCAAGGAGACGACAAUGUCUAGUGUGUCGAGCGUAUAUACCGAUUAUGGGGGAGAAAAGGGUGUAGAUGGCAUCACGAACCAAGAUCUCUUUCAAGGCUUCUGCUUUCAUACAAACUAUGAAACUAGUCCUUGGUGGCGGGUUGAUCUCGGAGGCAAAUAUGAAAUCUUCAGUAUCAAGUUAUAUAACAUGUUGAAUUCCGGUAUUUAUUCAGAUUACUUUUAAAUAGAAAUGAAUAUAUGAAUUUAGAAUUAUUUAUAAUUAAAAAUCAGUAUUAUAACUUUUGGAUAAUGAUCCAUUUACAUU